Messenger RNA from Colletes gigas, 3373 nucleotides. RefSeq names its product lysocardiolipin acyltransferase 1-like. Gene Ontology annotation, cellular component: endomembrane system. Gene Ontology annotation, molecular function: acyltransferase activity. The transcript has 5 exons. The record is from RefSeq and is a predicted model, not a curated record. NCBI's taxonomy places the organism in Eukaryota, Metazoa, Arthropoda, Insecta, Hymenoptera, Colletidae. The coding region runs from base 105 to 1265 and encodes 386 amino acids.
GGGGUGAAAGGGGUGAAGCAUAGUGAAGCCCUUCUAGUAAGAUUGAAGAGAAGCCAGAAAAAAUAUUUCAGGAAGAGGUAGUUAACAUUCAAUGCUUGUCAAAAAUGGUUCAAUCAAGGUAUACACAUGAUAAGAUAUCUAAAUCACACUUUACAGUGCGUGGACUUUUACGUGGUACUUUAUACUGUGCACUAUGGUACGGCAGCGUAGUGGCUGGGUUUUUAUUUAUCGCUUGUCCUAUGUUACCAUUGUUAUUCUUUAGCCCACCGAUAUUUCGAAAAUGUAACGAUCUCUUAUUUUCCUGUUGGGAACUUUAUUCCACAGCCCUUUUAAAAGUGUUUGGUGUACAAAUCCUUGUAUCCGGGGAUCAUAUAUCUCCAACCGAAUCUGCUAUACUUGUGAUGAAUCACAGGACACGAGUAGAUUGGAAUUUUUUGUGGGCGGCUAUGUACCAAGCAUGCUUACCUAGUAUAGCAACUCAUAGAUUAAAAUUUGUUUUGAAAGAUCCUAUAAGACACAUUCCAGGCCCAGGAUGGAUAAUGCAGAUGAAUGGCUUCCUUUAUAUAACACGUCGAUGGGAAGAAGAUCAAAGUCGAUUGUCACGUACUCUCGAUUAUUUAGUGGCCCUAGACAGACGAUCUCAAUUACUUAUAUUUCCAGAGGGUACCGACCUGACGAAAAAUAGCAAAGAAAGAUCAGACAGAUAUGCUUCGCAGCAUAAGCUACCCAAGUAUUCUUUUACUCUUCAUCCGAAGACAACAGGGUUUAGUUAUUUAGUUCAGCACCUUCAGCAAGCAAACUACGUAGAUGCCGUUUAUGACUUAACAAUUGCAUAUCCUGAUUACAUACCACAAUCUGAAUUAGAUUUUAUCAAAGGCAAAUUACCGAAUGAGGUGCAUUUUCAUAUUAAACGAAUACCAUCGUCGGAUAUGCCGACGCAUGAUUUGACAUUAAGACGAUGGUUGGAAGAAAGAUGGUUCGACAAGGAAGAAGUUUUGAAACAAUUUUAUGACAAAAAAACCUUCUCCGCUAAAAUCUGGCCUUUGACAAGACAAUUUCCUUUACAAGUCGCAUUAUGUUUUUGGAGUAUUUUAACAGGUGCUGCGGUACUUUUGCUUAUUAUUUCCCCGUUGUUCCAAUUAUGGGCAUUGGUUCUGUCAUCUUUUUUUGUUGCAUUGUCAUUUUUCAGUACUGGUUUCAAUCAGCUUGAAACGGGUUGGUAUUGGCGUUGGAAACUUAAUUUCUUAAAACAAAAACGUAGUUAAUAAGAUUUUCAAUUGUGGCUCUUUAGCGUGUAGUAUUUAUUUCUCUAAUAUAAUUCCAAAUAUACUUAAAAUUCGACGAAUAUUUAUUAUAUUUAUGAAUUUGAAGUAUAUUGAAAUACACUUGAUUUUUGAAAUUUAGUAGAAAUUUUAAGUGAUAGAACAAGAACUCAAAUCAGAACAUUGUAACGCGUGGGAACACUUAUUUUAUAAAGUAAAAAAUAUUUUACAAAUACGACAAAACUAUAUGAAUUAAUAUAAAAGAAAUGUUGCUCUUUAAUACCGACUGAAAUACUUACAUUCUACUAAGUACUAUUAACGAUAGUACUAUUAACGAUAGUUCAAAAUUGUAAGUCAAAAAAAUUUAAUGUAGUACAUGGAAUGGAAAGGAACGAUAGGACUGAAACAAUAAUAUUCGAUUUAUUUUAAUAUUAUAGCAAGUAUUAACCUUCUGUAGAUUGCCUUUAUAAAAUGUUAUAAACAUAAUAUUAGAAAUUUAACAUUUUGGAUUUCUAGUUGCAGCAAAGAAUUUAUAUAUACAAUAACAAUAAUUUUUCUCGCGCAAGGAAUCAUUGAUAUAACUACUGUUUACAAUUUGCUACUGUAUACUUUCUGACAAUAUAAAUGCAUUAUAUUUCAUAAUUUUAUCUAUACACGCUGUGGACUACAGAGGGUUAACGUUAAAAAUCAAAUUAAUACAUUUUUUAAAGAAGAACGUUUUGCUAACUCACAUUUUGUGAGUUUACUAUCCUCCAAAUAUAUAUCCAGUAUUAAUACUUAUAAAAUUUGUUUCCAUAUUAGGGGCAUCUUUUUCUAAACAUUAAUGUCAAGACUAUAAAUAAAACAUUAGGAUUUAAUUCGGCAGAAUUGAUUUAAUAGUAGGAGAGGACGUUUUUAAAUUGAAUAUUUUACAAUAGCGACCUUUAUACUUGUAAACUCGUGUUGUACAAAUUACUCAGAGACUUUGCUAUUCAAACUGUAAUAGUACUUUUAUCAAGUGUAGUUUGUAUCGUAACAGAUUUUAGAAAAACAGUUCUUACUGUAUUCUGUCGGUAGAAUAUAAUGAAACGACUAACAAAAAUCUUGAUAGCAUUCAAAAUAUAUUUGGAUCUGAAUGUUUCAAUCAUAAAAGAAGAUUUUAUUUCUACAAAUGUGUGUAGCUUUAUAAUGAGAAAUAUACUCUAAACGAUAUUAAAGUUAUUAAACUUUAUAAUUUUAGGGAAGCGUUUAAAUUUACUAUCAUUGUAUAAUGAUGUAGCCAGUAGUUACAUAUUUGAAUAAUACAGCAUACAUUUAUAUUUUGAUUUAUAAAAUUGCAACUUUACAUUUGAAAAUAUUGUUUAUAUACUGUACGUUUGGUUUAGACACAGUGAAAUCAUUGUAGCUGCAAUCAGUGCCUCAUUAUCUCAUAUUUCGAAGUACAAAUGUACAUACAUGUUUAACAAAAUUGCUCUGUAAGAUAUAUCAAAAUUCUAGAAACGAUAAAAUUCAAACAACAUAAAGUAUGAGAUAGUUAUGCACUUGGGAUUUCUUAAAGAAUUAUGACUAAUUUAAAUAUAUUUAAUUGAUACAGAAAACAAUAUUUUAUUUUAUUUAUUACAUAAAUCAAUAUUUGAAGAACAACUUUAUAAUAUUUUUAGGUAUCGUAAAGCUACAACAAUUGCUUCAACACAGAAACAAAAAAAAGUGUAAUUUGUAUCGAUGAAGUGUGUAGUGCGGAAUAUAAUUUUAGGUGUUUUGUUUGUAAUAGUAGCUGAUGUUUCAUUUUUCUAUAGUUAUAGAGGAAUUAUAAACGUAAGUAAAAGUGAAUUCGUGUGCCAAAGAAAUAUAUGUAUUAGCGUAUGUGUAUAAACUUUAUCGACAAGAACACAGUUUUAAGGAUUUGUCGUUUUUGAAAUAUUUCUAGUUCUCAACUAAUAUAAAAGUUCUAUGUGCGUUGAUUCCCAGGCAAACUAUAACGUAACUCUCAAUCUAUAUAUGUAUAAAUAUUGUUAUGAGAAUGAGGAAAUAUUAUUUUUAAUUAUAUUUCUUUAUAUUACCAUGUAAUGUGUCGUAACAGUGAAAUUGUAAAGUAAUCUUAAUAAUUUAUUUUUGGACAACGGUUAAUAUUA